Helicoverpa armigera (cotton bollworm) is the source of this 802-nucleotide messenger RNA. RefSeq lists its product as uncharacterized. The record is from RefSeq and is a predicted model, not a curated record. Bases 57 to 413 code for a protein of 118 amino acids. The transcript has 3 exons. NCBI's taxonomy places the organism in Eukaryota, Metazoa, Arthropoda, Insecta, Lepidoptera, Noctuidae.
GCUAUUAGUUGAAGAGUAUAAGACACGCGUGGCUUAGAGACGGCACACGUGUCACCAUGGUGUCUGCUGUGGCCGUGUGCUGCCUGCUCGCCGCGCUGGCGACGCGCGCUACCACCACUCCCGUGCCCCUGCAGCCUCUACAAGCGGACUCGCACCCGCUGGGCCUGGUGUCGGAGCUGAGCUCGCGGCUGGGUGCUCACCCGGCGCGGCUGCAGGACGCUCGCCUGCCGCUGCCCUCGCCGCAGGACCUGGACGCCAUCCGCAAGGUGGCGCAGAUCCUCGUCAUGCUUGGACAACAGGUGAUACCGGCGAUCAUAGGCGAGCCCCCGCUCCCCCCCGCGCCGUGCGAGGCGGCGGGCGGCGGGGGGGAGGUGCCCAACGACCCCGUCAGCGUCAACGACAGGCAGGCUUAGGGGAUCUACUCUACUACCUAGAUCCUACGUGUCGUUUCCAACACUGUAGUGCAAAUUCUAAUUCAUUCAUAACAUAUUAUUACUGUGUAUAAUCUCAAGAAUCCAUCGGCAUCGUACAUUUUUAUGACGGCUAUCUGCAAUUCCAUCAUUAUAGCAAGUAAUUGUGACAGAAAUAAUCGCAGACAUUAUGCUUCAACAAGGUUCAUUUCAUUAAUUAUGAAUUCCUAAUCAUAACGUGUUUCCAUUUUAAUUAAGAAGUGUUGUGUAUAAUCUCGGCAGAUUAGUUUUAUUUAUAUUUGUGUAAUAUUCGGGGUUUUGUAUAACAUUGUAAAUAAGCUGCUUCCGUACGUGUAUGAUUUUAGUCAAGGUUAAUAAAUAUUUGCAAAGCA